Boleophthalmus pectinirostris (great blue-spotted mudskipper) is the source of this 1243-nucleotide messenger RNA. RefSeq names its product scavenger receptor cysteine-rich type 1 protein M130-like. Gene Ontology annotation, cellular component: membrane. The transcript is spliced from 7 exons. The record is from RefSeq and is a predicted model, not a curated record. NCBI's taxonomy places the organism in Eukaryota, Metazoa, Chordata, Actinopteri, Gobiiformes, Gobiidae. The coding region runs from base 217 to 1212 and encodes 331 amino acids.
CUCUCAGAGACCUGGUUCAGACCUGGUUCAGUCCUGGUUUAGUCCUGGUUCAGACCUGGUUCAGUCCUGGUUUAGUCCUGGUUUAGUCCUGGUUCAGACCUGGUUCAGUCCUGGUUUAGUCCUGGUUUAUUCCUGGUUCAGACCUGGUUCAGUCCUGGUUUAGUCCUGGUUUAUUCCUGGUUUAGACCUGGUUCAGUCCUGGUUUUGUUCUCGGACAUGUUCCUCAGCCUGUUCCUGUCCCUCUGCUGCUGGGGGGUCCUGGCAGAAAACAACAGCUCAGCAGACAUCAGGCUGGUGGGCGGGGCCAGUCGUUGUUCUGGGACUGUGGAGGUGAGACUCAGAGGAGAGUGGAGACGUGUGCAUGAGCCCUUCGGACGCUGGGACCUGGAGCACACAGCUGCUGUGUGCAGGGACCUGGACUGUGGUUCUGCUGUUUCUGGAGGAUACAGAGGAGGUUUUCCCCAGAGUCGUGUUUGGUGGCUCAGAUCUGACUGUGUGAAGGAGUCUUCAGUGAGAGGAUGUGUCUCACUCUCUGAUUCUCUCUCCUCUUCUCGGGCUCUGGAGGUGGAGUGUUCAGGGGCCCAGGCAGAAAACAACAGCUCAGCAGAGCUCAGACUCGUGGGAGGAGUCAGUCGUUGUUGUGGGACUGUGGAGAUCAGACUCAGAGGAGAGUGGAGACGAGUGAUUGAGCUCGAUGAACCCUGGGACCUGGAGCACACAGCUGUUGUGUGCAAAGACCUGGACUGUGGCUCUGCUGUUUAUGGAGAAGAGAGAUAUGAUUUUCCACAGAGUCAUGUGUGGAUGGUUUCAUCUGACUGUGUGAAGGGGUCUUCAAUGAGAGAAUGUGUCUCUCAUUCAUCGUCCUCUUCCUGGGGUGUGGACGUGAUGUGUUCAGACUUCAUCUUGAAUCGUCCAAUCAUCUCCGUGUCUGUGAGUGACGGGGCGUCCGAGCUCCACCCUCAGGGGGUGCGGGUGCAGUUGGGCUCAAAGUUUCGGGUCAAAUGCUUUGUGGAGCCACAGUACCCGGGAGGCUCCUUCCGGCUCCUCUCUCCCGCCGCGCCCCCCGCUCAGAACCGCACCCUGCCCGCCGUCAAUCACUCCGCCCACUUCCUGUUCUCUGACGUUGACCACGCCCACAAAGGAAACUACACCUGUGUUUACCUCCUGCAGGUGUUCAACCACAACUUCUCCUCUCAGAGCCACACACUCUAGCUCUCUGUGGGAGAGAGAACACUCAUAUUCC